This is a messenger RNA of Beta vulgaris subsp. vulgaris (sugar beet), 1477 nucleotides long. Its product is annotated as lipoyl synthase, chloroplastic. Gene Ontology annotation, biological process: lipoate biosynthetic process. Gene Ontology annotation, molecular function: 4 iron, 4 sulfur cluster binding; lipoate synthase activity. NCBI's taxonomy places the organism in Eukaryota, Viridiplantae, Streptophyta, Magnoliopsida, Caryophyllales, Amaranthaceae. The record is from RefSeq and is a predicted model, not a curated record. Bases 172 to 1317 code for a protein of 381 amino acids. The transcript is spliced from 8 exons. Gene Ontology annotation, cellular component: chloroplast; mitochondrion.
AUAAUUUUUUUUAAAAAUUACAUAGCCGUAUAGUUAGACAAUUUCCUAACGGUGCACAACCUAAACCUUUAGAACCUCUCAGCUUCCCUCACUAAUACGGACAUUCCGAGGCUCGAAUUGCAGAAGCUUGUUACAGAUCAAUUUUUCAAGUGUUGUAGCUAAAAGCCAGGAAUGAAUAACCUGUCAUCCUUGGGCCCGGGGCGGCCGGCCCUCCUCCCCUGGCUCAGGGACGGGCCUGCACCUAAGAUAAGGUGUGAAAUUGCUCCAGAGUUGAAGUAUUCAUCAUCAACAGAGAAAAGUGUGAAGUUGCUCGAAUCGGAGGAGAAUACAAAGUUGAAAGCAGGUUCAGGUCUGCGUCCGAGUCCAGGUCCUUACCCAGGAGGGAUGGGACCAUAUACGGGAAGGGACCCAAAUGUGAAGAAACCGAAUUGGUUGAGGCAGAGAGCACCUCAGGGGAAGAAGUUUGAGGAGGUCAAGGAGUCUCUUUCUCGCUUGAAUCUUCACACUGUUUGUGAGGAAGCCCAGUGCCCUAACAUUGGUGAGUGUUGGAAUGGGGGUGGAGAUGGCAUUGCAACUGCCACAAUCAUGGUUCUUGGUGAUACAUGCACUCGUGGUUGCAGAUUUUGUGCAGUUAAAACGAGCAGUAACCCUGCACCACCUGAUCCUAUUGAACCAGAGAAUACAGCCAAUGCUGUCGUAAGUUGGGGUGUUGAUUACAUUGUUUUAACAAGUGUUGAUCGGGAUGAUUUGCCUGAUGGUGGAAGUGGCCAUUUUGCGCAAACAGUCAAAGCGAUGAAGAAACUCAAGCCUGAAAUCAUGGUUGAAUGUUUAACUUCUGAUUUUAGGGGAGAGUUGAUGGCUGUAGAUACUCUCGUGCACUCAGGAUUAGAUGUUUUUGCUCACAACAUUGAAACCGUUAAGCGGCUUCAGCGAAUUGUAAGAGAUCCUCGGGCCGGGUAUCAACAGAGCUUGUCUGUACUCAAGCAUGCAAAAAUCAGCAAAAAAGGGAUGAUUACAAAAACUUCUCUCAUGCUAGGGCUUGGUGAAACUGAUGAGGAAUUGAAGGAAGCCAUGGCUGAUCUUCGGGCCAUUGAUGUUGAUAUUCUUACACUUGGACAGUAUUUACAGCCAACACCAUUGCACCUCACAGUCAAAGAGUAUGUUACUCCCGAGAAAUUUGCUUUCUGGAAGGAGUAUGGAGAAGCUAUAGGCUUCCGCUACGUUGCUAGUGGACCUCUUGUCCGUUCAUCAUACCGAGCUGGAGAGCUCUUUGUGCAGAGCAUGGUCAAUGAUAGAGCUAGAGGCACUUCAGCAUGAACUAAUAUUUAUCUAGAUAAUUUUGGUUUUCUUUCUCGACAACAAGAUAAUUUUGGUUGGUGAACGCUUUCUGUACUUCCCAAUUUGAUGAAUUACUACUAUAUAGUCUGUAUUGAGCUGAAUUCUUUUGACUAAUCCACUAAGCCUAAUUUCCUUUGUU